AUGGGCCAACAAGACCCAAACCCAUUGUCCGACCCAUGCUCGCGCCUGGAAUCCCUCCCAGUGGAAAUAAUCCAGUUGAUAUUCCUUCACUGUCUCGAAGUGAAUCUCCCACGUGCAUCACCGCGGCUGAGCUACGCGCUUUCCAUACGAACCCCAGCUCGCGCGAGGGAUUCUUCACGCCGGACUUUUGCCGCCGCCAUUGGACUUUUGGGCGUUGUCUUGGGAGGAACGACAGAAGCUUCAGACUACGCUUCUGACUUGUCGGUGGUGUACCUUUCCGCUGCUCAGGCGUAUGUUCUUCAUACAAUUCGGAGGAAAUGUGCCGGCUUAGUUUUCCAUGAGGAUGACAUGGCUCUGUUGGAGAAUUUAGAGGCCCGAUUUGAGGAUCUGGGUGGGUGUGAUUGGGCUGUUAAUGGGCGGCGUGGGAAAGGAGACCUGGUUUUUCAUGCGCAGCUGGACAGUAAUGCGUCGUCUCGAAUCGACCGGAAAGUCGCCAUCUGGUUCCACUUUGGUGCUGUACAGAUCCGUGAGCCGCAUGAUAUCUACUAUGAGAAUGAUCUCUUUCGGCUGCCUUGUGCUCUGGCUAUCCGCCCAGGUCGUAUUCCAGAUAAAGUCUUGCGGUCCCCAUGGUCGGAUUCUCAAUUUGAAUUUCUCCAGCUCUUGUCUGCGGAUUUUUAUCUGGAUGAGGAUGAGGUUUGCCCUGAGCGCUCCUCUGAGAUUACAUAUCGUCUCAUCCGAAAACGAAUGAUCGAGCCUUUUCGUCGAUUACUGGGUAUGUCUUUCCGCGCUGCGAAUUGUCGUGUCCCUGCUCGCUGGCCGUUACAGCCUUCGCAUUACUCCCUGGUUCGACGGUAUGCAUCUGGGUCCGGGGAUCCGUUUGCCAUGACUAUUCUACAUGACCGAUGGGAUGAUGUCCCCGCCGACGCAAAGGAGGACUUGCUGCGAUACAUUGAGCCAGAGGGUACGUCGUGA
Messenger RNA from Penicillium nucicola, 972 nucleotides. RefSeq lists its product as uncharacterized. The record is from RefSeq and is a predicted model, not a curated record. The transcript has 3 exons. NCBI's taxonomy places the organism in Eukaryota, Fungi, Ascomycota, Eurotiomycetes, Eurotiales, Aspergillaceae. Bases 1 to 972 code for a protein of 323 amino acids.